AAGCAACGAUCCGUGCGCUUUAAUUAACAAUUGUUCAAUUGAAAAAAUUGUGAAAGCACUCAACAUGAGUCCUCCAACUACACAAUACGGUAUUCAAAGUACCGCUGGAGCAGUUCCAGUCAAAAACACAAAAGGUGAAAUAUCGAUGCAAAAGGUAAAAGUGCAUCGCUAUGUAUCCGGAAAGCGGCCAGAAUACGCACAGUAUGCCAGCAGCGACGAAGAGUCAGAGGAUGAUGAUUUCAUGGAACACCGUCGUGCAAACGAGGAGCAGCAGCAGCGAGAAGAUUCUGAGGAUAACGAUCUGCCGGAGGAUGUCGAUGAUCCACGUAUCCGACGUUUACAAGCGGUUCGAGCGGAAACCCAGGAUGAACUUGAACGGGAACGCAAAGAACGGCAUCGGGUAAUACACGAACCGGAGCUGGUGGAAUCUGACGAUGACAAUGAGCGUAGUGAUGGUGAAGAUGAAAAUGACCGCAGACGCUACAGUGAUGAUGAACCGGAGCAAACAAAUGCCUCGUCCCGGCGGAGACGUAUUUCCUUAGGGUCUGAGUCCGAAUCGGAAGCGGAACUCAGUGAUUCAGAGAUCGAACGCAGGCGCAACUUGCUGAAGGCCAAAAUGCUUCAGCAGAAACAACGCGAAGAAGAGGAAUUGCUGCAAAAGCAAGAGGAAGAAGGUAUGUCGGAUUCGGAGGAAUCCGAGAGCUCGGAGUACGAGGAGGAAACGGAAAGUGACGAGGAAAACGAACCCCGGCUGAAGCCACUGUUUGUGCGCAAAAAGGAUCGCACGACGAUCAUUGAGAAGGAGCGGGAAGCAAAUCGUCAGAAGCAGCUCGAGUACGAGUCGAAAAAGAUGGCCAAAGAACGACGAAAACAGACAUUACGCUUGGUGGAGGACAGUAUCAAGAAGGAGCUGGAAAAAACGAAGGUUGAGAACGAACCAUCAUUGAACGAUGUUAACACGGACGACGAAAACGACGAGGUGGAGUACGAAGCGUGGAAGCUGCGCGAAUUGAAACGCAUCAAGCGGGACCGCGAGGAAAAGGAACAGAUCGAGAAAGAAAAGCAAGAAAUCGAACGGCUGCGCAACAUGACGGAAGAGGAACGCCGGCAGGAGCUACGCAACAACCCGAAACAGGUCACGAACAAAAACGUGAAGGGCAAGUACAAGUUCCUGCAGAAGUACUACCAUCGCGGUGCGUUCUACCUCGACCAGGAGGACGACGUUUACAAACAGGACUUCUCGGCACCGACGCUCGAGGAUCACUUCGACAAGACGAUCCUGCCGAAGGUGAUGCAGGUGAAAAAUUUUGGCCGAUGCGGCCGGACCAAGUACACGCAUCUGGUCGACCAAGACACGACCAAGUUCGAUUCACCGUGGGUAGCGGAUACGGCCAACAGUACAAUCUUCCACUCGGAGAAAGCCGGUGGCAUGAAGCAGGUGUUCGACAAACCGACGGGCAGCUACCGGAGGAGGAAGAUAUCGAUCUGUCCGACGUGGAUCUGGACGAGAAGGAUGAGCUUUAAGAUAAAUCAAAGGACUGCCAGCGGCGAAAGCUAGCCGGGGGGAACUCUGCCUUUGGGUUGCGGGUUUCCCCCCCCCCAACCCAUUCGCGAUAUCUUCCCAUGGAAGCGCUACGUGUGCUUUAGUUCGUAAGAAUAGGAGAAGCACCACGGCAAGGAUGAAUGUCAAUACACACAACAAAGUAACAGUCUGUUGCAUUUACCACUUACACAAAAAAUAACACCACUCCCAAACGUUGGAUUCUGUCGGUUAAGUGCCGCAUGGGAUAAGUGUAUAAUUUCCAUUGUGGAGCGUCAAAGAUAAAGGUGUAAAAAUAAUAAAAGAACUGAU
This is a messenger RNA of Anopheles moucheti, 1852 nucleotides long. RefSeq names its product microfibrillar-associated protein 1 (gene Mfap1). Gene Ontology annotation, cellular component: U2-type spliceosomal complex. The transcript is spliced from 5 exons. The record is from RefSeq and is a predicted model, not a curated record. Gene Ontology annotation, molecular function: RNA binding. Lineage: Eukaryota; Metazoa; Arthropoda; Insecta; Diptera; Culicidae. Gene Ontology annotation, biological process: mRNA splicing, via spliceosome. Bases 65 to 1558 code for a protein of 497 amino acids.